This is a messenger RNA of Emiliania huxleyi CCMP1516, 1212 nucleotides long. RefSeq lists its product as hypothetical. NCBI's taxonomy places the organism in Eukaryota, Haptophyta, Isochrysidales, Noelaerhabdaceae. The record is from RefSeq and is a predicted model, not a curated record. The transcript has 2 exons. Bases 1 to 1212 code for a protein of 403 amino acids.
AUGCGUACACCGGGAUGCGGCGUGCCCAAGAGCCUCCUUCCUAUCCUCCCCCACCUUCACCCUCCGAUCGUCACCCCAGUGGGAAAAAGAAGCAAAACUGGAGGUGCUUUUGUCUCGCCUGUUCCCCCACUGUGGCGGCUGCCCGCCCAGUUUGGUGAGGUGAAUAAAAAGAAAAAUCGUCAGCUUCGAAUCCAGGGCGAGCGGAUUCGAUUAUCACAACUAAACGAAAUAUGGUGUGCCUUGGUCCUCUCCUUGAGUCGAGCGCAGCCGACAGCCAUGGCAAGCGUCGUGCUUCUCGUCUCACUGCCCUACGUCCUGGCUGCUCGGUGUGGCGUGGACAGCUGCACCGACGCCGUCCUCGCAACGCUCGCCCAAGAUUUGACCGCCAACUACAAGGGCUUCUCAUCGUGCGAGUCUCGCAUCAACUGGGUGAAGAGCAACACCGGCCGGAAUGAGGAAAAGUCGUGCGAAAAGCCCUUGUGCGACUGGUCGACGCACGACUACAAGCUCGUGGGCACCGAGAUGUCGUGCGUAGCGCGCGACCCGAUGGGCGGUGAGUCGAGCGGUAUGUCCUCAAUGAGCAUGGGCUGUGGCAACAUGUCGUGCGCAUCGACCCUCGCUUUCCUCCACGAGAACAUGGUGAUGCACCACGGAAUGGCGAUCGAGUUUACAUGCGAUGUUGAGGUGGAUUUCGUUCGCGGCAUGAUCCCGCACCACGCAGGCGCAGUCAAGAUGUGCGACAUCCUGCGUGGCUCGGUGAGCGUGGAGACGGACUCCGACGGCUCUGGCAUGGGAAUGAUGCACUCGUCCGGGAGAAUGCUAAUGCCGGCCGCGAUCGACCCCUUCCUCGAGGGCCUCUGCUCUGACAUUGAGGAGACGCAGGCGCGUGAGAUUGCGGAGAUGGAGGCAUGGCUCGCGAGCCGCAGCUUGGGCGCGUACACGUCCUGUGGCGACAGCCACGGCGGCGGCAUGGAUGGCCACGACAUGGGCAGCGGCGAUAUGGACAUGGGCGGCGACAUGCCUGGCCACGACAUGGGCGGAGGCAGCAUGGGCGGCGACAUGCCUGGCCACGACAUGGGCGGAGGCAGCAUGGGCGGCGACAUGCCUGGCCACGACAUGGGCAGCGGCGAUAUGGACAUGGGCGGCGACAUGCCUGGCCACGACAUGGGCGGAGGCAGCAUGGGCGGCGAAAUGCCUGGCCACGGCAUGUGA